GUAACCCAGGGGCAUUGAAUCGAGCCGGGGCCGACCUCGAACAUCUAAAUGUCGCGUUCGCCAGGACACGCCAUACCAGGCCAGACAGUAGCCUAACUACACCUAUGCAUAUAUCUGUGUUGACGGCAAUCGAUAAAGCCCGAAAACAACGCCUAUGUAGGAUGUUGGCUUCGGUCAAUUUCGCGACUUGAGCCUCGACGAGCACGUUUUAGCCUGCUGUCAAGCGCUAUUGCUCCAACAGAUUGCAUGUAACAUAUACAUUAAGUGGCGGAGUCUGUAUCCCGCUCUGCAUUUUUCUCGGGGCGACGUCUCCUGGCCUCCUCGGCGUGCGGGUUUGGCUGGGGAAACGCACCCCCCGGACGGCGGUGAAACCCCCCUGGGCACAUGUCCUUCAAGCAUCAGCAAGCCGUAGACGUGGCGGCUUCCUUGAAGGACAAUCUCCCAAGGGGUUUUGGUGCCGUCGCGUGGGCGCCUCCCUGGGGACACGCUUUUUCCUGGAGUGGGACCCGCUUGGGACGACCUGGACACGCAGCAAUGGGCAAUGUUGCACCACUAGAGAUCGCGUGACAGGGUUUUGGAGUGCCGGGCUAGGGGAAUAUUUAGUCAUUUCCCGGGUCUCUGAAUAUUUAGUCAUUUCCCGGGUCACUGCAACUUCUUGUAAUAUUUUGUACGUUAUAUUUUUACUAUCAAGCGAGCGCAUAGCAUUUAAGUAGCCACUAUCCAGUUGCUUGUAGCCUUACUACUUACUUCUCAAACUUUCUUUGCCAGCAGCAAUGGGCGAGACGCUAUCAGAUGAUGGCUUUGCCGUGCAGUGGGAGCGCCUACCGCACGCUAUCAAACGGGAGGUCGCGGGCUUCGUUCAUCCUAAUGAGGUCGCCGAGAAUGUCAAGCUCAUAGACCGCGACACCGCGGCGGCCCUGCGCAACAACUAUAACACAUUAAUUCUGGGCUACGAGCACGUCAUUGGGGAGACCCAUCGGGCGGUUCAGCCGUGGCCCGCGCGCGCGUUCGUGGACCACUGGGGCCGUCCCGAGCCCUGGAGGGGGCUCUCGCUUCACAUGCGCCGCCGGCUGCUGUGUCUGGCCGCGUCCUCGGGACACGCAGACAGCCUGGAUGUGGCGCUGCAGCAUUGUGGAUGCGGGCUGCAGGAGGAGGUGCUGACCUCGGCCGCUGCGUCGGGCAGCGUGGCGGCUUGCGAGCGGCUGCUGCAGGAGGGCUGCUCCAUUUCCUGCCGCCACAGCGCGUUUAUUGUCGCGGCGGAGAACGACCACCUGCCGGUACUGCAGCUACUGUUAGAGACUGUGGCGGGCAGUCACGACAUGCAGGGGUGCCUGACGGCCGCAGCCACGGGUGCCUGCAUGCAAGGCCACGGCCACAUACUCGCCUGGCUGCAGCGGGCGCACGGCUACCGCCUUGCCAGCAAGGACGUGCGGGCGGCCGCGACCGGCGGCAAUGUCGAUCUUAUGGAGCAGCUGCUGCAGCAAUGGCUGGAGGAGUCGGAGUCGCAGGCAGAGGCAGCAGAGGCGGAGGCGGGGGCUGCGGCAGGGGACGUGGCCGCCGGCGUGGCCGCCGGUGGGCUUGGUGUUGCCGAUACGCCGGGAGCCGCACGGGCACUCCAGAAGGAGCUGCCACGGCUGCUUAAGGCCAUCGCCAGGGGCUGCCCCGUGGAGGUGCUGCAGCGCUACUGCGACAUGCUGGACACACCCUGGGGGAGCUGGUGGCCGGAGCAGCUGCAGCCGGCUUGGGCCAGCGAGGAGGAGGAGGAGGAGGCGGAGGAGGCGUGCGCCAUGUUUGAGAUUAGUGUCGCCAGGGAUAUCCUUGCAGCUGCGGCGGACAGCGGCACACCCUGCUGGGCCGCCAAAAUGGACUUCUUGCUGUCACGCUGGGGGCCGCGGCUGGUACGGGAGGCGCUGCAUGGGGAGUGGCUUAGCGAAACGGAUGACUACGACUCAUGUUUCGAGGAUGCAGGGGUGAGCCAGCCUGACUACGCACUUCGGCUGCGGCACAUGCAUGCCAUUGGCAUACCCCUCGACAAUAAUAUUACACUUGAUUGCGCGCGUGGUAAUGCCGAUGCGCUGGCAUACUUGGUUGAAUGCGGUGUGUAUGACCCCAGCGCUGACGUGGUGCACGUGCCGCACAGCAGCAUCAGCUGUGGCGGCAUUGAUGGGCUCAUCGGGGUGCUCCAGCUGAUGCACGAGCGCGGUAUGGCUAUCACCCCAAAAAUGCUGGCCCAGGCCACUUAUUAUCGGAGCUGGCCGGACAAGGCUCUGCUGUGGUUUGAGGCACAUGCGGGUGACCCCGGAGAGGACAUGCAGCAGUGGUGGUCAAAGGUGUUUUGGCGGGCGGCGCGGGAUGGAGCCAGCCUGCUGGUGCUCCAGAAGCUUCGGGCGCGGGGUGCGGCCAUCGACCUGGCGGCAGUGGCUGUGGGCGGCAGCGAGGAGGGGCUGGAGUGGGCGGCUGCUCAGCUGGAGGCGGAGAUGGGCGGUGGCGUGCUGCAGCAGGCAUUGGGCGCCCUCGAGGUUGAGGGUGUAUUUGAUGCUGGCAACACAGCGACCCUGGCCUGGCUGCGGAACAAGCGCCUGCUGCCGCCGCUGGCGGACUGGCUGCCUGGAUUGGAGAAGGUGACACGCGGGCUCACCUCCGAAACCUUCUGGAGGAUGCAGCUGUGGGUCCAGCUCCAGCUGCAGCAUCAGGAGCAGGCACAGCCUGCGGCCGGAACCCCGGACACGGCGGCUGGAAAGCGUGCUGUGUGGGGCACAGUGGAGGUAGAGUUGCGGCGUGCUGCCGAGGAAUUUACCCGCGCACCCAAAGUGCUGCACACCGCCUCCUCUGCCAGGGUGCUGCCACAUCAGCUCAAUUGGGUUAUGCGCCAGGCUGACUGCUAGCUGCUAGGUAUACAGUUUGCGAGCCUCAAGCCUGCUUUCCAGGUGGGGUUAAAGUCCCACAUGUGUGUACGUGGGCCAUGCACCAGCAGGACAGCAGCCAGCAGCACGCACACAGCAAGCUAGCAGUGCACAUUUCGGCAGUGAUGACGGGCAGGACCCAGGCAUGGGCUGCGUUGGGUGGUAAAUGUUUUAGCUGCAGCAAUGGUUUAGGGCUAAAGACUUGCAAGAGAGAGAGAGAGAGUGGUGUGUGUAAUGUUUUGUGGGCGGUUAGGUGGCCAAGCAAGAAUGAAUAAAUGGGUAGUUGAAGGUGAGGCGGACAGAGUGCGGUGGUUGGGAGUGCGAACGAACUGCUUAUUCAUAACAGUACCAGGGCAGCAGCCCGCCCGAGGGGCGUGUGAAGCGUGGCUGGGCGGGUCUGACAUGUGGCUGCUGGACGAGCAAGUAGAGCAAGUUCGGACCAGGUGCUGGGCGGCUGGUGCAAGGCGGGUCAAAAUUCGCUGUGUGAAGCGUGCAUCCAAGUGGUGUACCUCGGGCCCAAUAAUGCGAAUCUAUUACGGACCGAUUCGGACCCGAGUCCAACAUGCAAUCAAGAUACGGAGAGGGGAGGGGGCAUUCGGACCAGCACGCGGACGGGUAGCUGGCUGGGGUGGGGGUGGGGUUAACUUUGAACCAAUGGGGUGGGGGUAGGUGGGGAGCGAGGCUGCACGUAGGUAGCCGCGCAUGGUUCGAGGUCUGAGCGGUGCCGGGGACGUGGGGGACAAAGCUGGAAGCAAAGGCACGAUGCACAGCUAGGUGGGGUGGAGGGUGGGAUGGGUGUGCGAUGGGACAGGGUUUAGGCAGGUUGGUGAGGUCCCGUAGGGUGCAGCUGAUGACGCCCAUACCCCAAGCAGACGGCAGACAAUUUGCAGCGGCAGAGCAGAAGUGCAUGGCUGGUCGAACGCCGGAGUUACUGUACCGACAAGUUGCUGGCUGGCUGGAAGUUUGGUGAUGCGCAUUCCUCACGCUCCGUGGGAUGGGUGCGGUAUGUAUGGUGUGGUGGUGUGGUGUGCGAUGGGACAGUGGUAAGGCAGAGCACAAGGAAAACGUUGCGCAAAGACAGUGUAUGCGAUGCAGCAAAGCGACGGUUUUUUUCCUGAAUGAAUACGUGCUAUUAGUACGCACUUAGCCCUCUUCCUGGUACCAUACGCUGGAAUACGUUGAAAAUACGAAGUGGUGCCAAUCGACUCCUCUUGACGAGCGCUAUCGUGCUGUGCCAUCAGCGGUCCUGUUCAGAGACUUCAGUCACAAGCGCGAUCCUUUCCAUGAAAAUUUCAACUCGCUGCCGUGUGGCGAAUGGACAGUGUGCAUCGGCAGCCUUUUUAGACGUGGAUUCAUGAGCACCAGCGCUAGAGAGCCCAGCCGUGUCAGUGCGCAUGUGUCGAGUGUGGGGACAUGUGCCCUUACAUGUCGUCCGCGUCUGGACGCGCAACUUAACCCUCCCACGCUUUGUUUAUGCUUAUUACAGCAUAACGUGCACAUAUGAGCCUCGUAGUGCUGCAUUUGGCCCAUGUUCUGCUUGUGGGGCGCUCCCCUGCUGAGCCCAUUCAAUGUACGAUGAUCUGUGUGCCCCGCCGGUGCCAAUACCAGGCCACCAGUGCAACCCAUGCUGAUAUGCGAGGUGUGUGAUGGGACAGGGUGCAAGGCAGGUGUACGGGUGGUGCAGGCGCGACAGAGGGCUGAUUCCUCGGCACUGCAGAUUGGGGCGCGGGGACGUAGACCAAGCGAUGCUUGCAUCCGCGGCAAUGCUUGUUUGAUUGCUGGUGCGCGUCUGUGUGCCGAUGUGUUCCAGUGUCACCCAACUGCAUAGCCGAGAGGCCAGCCCGUGGCCGCCAUGUCAAGCACUGAGGCGGAUGCCGGAGGAUUCCGUGGUGGUGGCAGCGGCGUGGCGCGGUGCCAACCACUGCACUGACUACAGCCUGCCCUGCGUGCGCAUGCCUGAAGGGAGAGCCAAGGGUGCUG
Molecule: messenger RNA, 4883 nt
Organism: Chlamydomonas reinhardtii
Lineage: Eukaryota; Viridiplantae; Chlorophyta; Chlorophyceae; Chlamydomonadales; Chlamydomonadaceae
Exons: 4
Coding region: 774-2885 (703 amino acids)
Biological process (GO): ceramide biosynthetic process; sphingolipid catabolic process
Cellular component (GO): cell periphery; membrane; endoplasmic reticulum
Molecular function (GO): protein binding; glycerophospholipase activity
Source: RefSeq, a predicted model, not a curated record